Suillus plorans is the source of this 2640-nucleotide messenger RNA. RefSeq lists its product as uncharacterized. Bases 1 to 2640 code for a protein of 879 amino acids. NCBI's taxonomy places the organism in Eukaryota, Fungi, Basidiomycota, Agaricomycetes, Boletales, Suillaceae. The transcript is spliced from 6 exons. The record is from RefSeq and is a predicted model, not a curated record.
AUGGACAAUAACCCUGCUCCUAACAAAAGUCGUCGUGUCACCGUCGAGGAUGUCGAGGACGAGGACGGUAGUUCCUCCUGGCAUUAUUUGGAACCUCAACUGGAUGCGGGCUGGGCUCUGCAUGGCAGCGAGACAAAUUUUGAAAGAUGUAGAAGAUAUCAAGAGGAAGAGGGUGAGGAAACAUGGUCACCUUUUGAAGAUGCCAAAGAAUGGGAUUUGGCCCAGUGGCUCAUAAAAAACCUUGGUCAGACACGGACUGAUGAGUUCUUGAAGUUACCAAUAACACAAAAUCGCACUAAAGUCUCCUUUCAUAACAACCGCUCGUUCUUGCAGAGGGUCGACCAACUACCACAUGGACCAGAUUGGAGCUGCAGGAAGGUUACCGUGCGUGGUAACCAUGAUGAUGAGAACGGGGUACCAUUGCAAGAGGACAUCGAACUUUGGAGCCGUGAUCCUUUGGAGUGUGUCAAAGAGCUUAUCGGCAACCCUUUGUUCAAGGAGGAUAUUGCGUACUCACCUGCCAGAGCAUAUGCAGAUGCUGCGGGGCAACACAGAGUGAUCAAUGAGAUGUGGACGGCAGACUGGUGGGGUGAGACACAAAAAGCCUUGCCCAAAGGUGCGACUAUAGCACCAAUUAUUCUAUCGUCAGACAAGACCUGCUUGUCGCAGUUCCGAGGGGACAAGUCUGCGUGGCCGGUGUACAUGUCUAUUGGCAACAUAUCCAAAGCAAAAAGGCGUCAAGCAUCAGCACGAGCAACUGUCCUCAUCGGUUACUUACCUGCAGGGAAGUUGGACUGCUUCACCUCAGAUGCACGCUCCCUGGCCGGAUACAGGCUGUUUCAUCAUUGCAUGAGUCUACUCCUCCACCCUCUCAUAGCCGCGGGACGAGACGGUGUUGAAAUGGUCUGUGCAGACUCGCAGAUUCGGCGUGUCUACCCCAUACUGGCUGCGUAUGUCGCCGAUUUCCCGGAGCAGUGCUUGGUAUCUUGUUCCAAGGAGAAUCGCUGUCCAAAGUGUCUGGUAGCAGCAAAUGAGCGAGGCGAUGGACUCACCUCUGUGAAGCGUGACCCAGAGUCAACGAAAGAUACUCUGGAAAGGCGCAAGUUAGGUCAGCAUCCUCCGGAAUUUGAGGAAAACGGUCUACGUGCCAUUUAUAAACCAUUCUGGGCCGAUUUGCCUCAUUCCAACAUCUUCCUGGCAUUCACUCCCGAUCUUUUGCAUCAACUCCACAAAGGAGUAUUCAAGGACCAUCUUGUGAAGUGGUGUGUUGACAUUGUCGGCGAGGAAGAGAUGGACGCGCGAUUCAAGGCGAUGCCGGAUUAUCCGGGGCUCCGUCACUUCAAGAAAGGUAUAUCGGCUGUUAAACAAUGGACCGGAACUGAGCAUAAAGAAAUGCAACGAGUGUUUGUUGGGUUACUCACCGGAGCAGUGCCUAGCCGUGUCUUGGUAGUUGCGCGUUCAAUUAUUGACUUUUCCUAUUACGCGCAGCUGCAAACUCACACAAUGGACACGCUCAAAGCCCUACAGACUGCCCUGGGAGUCUUUCACGCCAACAAAGAUGUCCUGAAGGAACUCGCCGUUCGACAGCAUUUCAACAUACCGAAGUUACACCAAUUAACUCACUAUGUUGAUUCAAUCACGUUGUUUGGUGCUGCUGAUGGCUUUAAUACUGAGCUUCCCGAACGCUUGCAUAUCGACUUCGCGAAGGACGCUUACCGUGCAAGCAACAAACGUGACUAUGAGGAACAAAUGGCCUUGUGGCUUCAGCGCCAGGAAGCUGUGUUUUUGCGUGGUGCGUACCUCGAUUGGUUAUCGCAACAACCUCUCUUGGCAGGUCGCGGAGAGCAUCAUAUGUUUGACUCGGACUCAGACUCCGAGUCUGAAGAAACAGACUCUCCCAAGUCGAACACAGCACUGAUAUCGCCAUUGGCCGCUGCCGAAGAAGUUCAAGUGACCCAGCACAUCGUUGCGAAGGUUCCAGCAUAUCCUAACCAAACUGUUGCAAGAAUUACGACAGCCUAUGGUGCCACUGAUUUCCUCGCUGCUCUCCAAAUGUUUCUUCGCAAGAACCUCCCGCACAACACCAUCGUACCUAGCCUUUAUGACCGUUUUGACGUUUAUCGUCAUGUGGUCAUCAUAGCGCCACCAGAUCGACGAGUCAGCGAUACACCUAAAUGGUGGCACGUUAGAGCAAUGCCCGAAGUUGCUGCAUCAGGGCGGAAUCCUGGUCGUCCGGCUUGUUUUGAUAUGGCACUGAUAUCAGACAGGCCUCGGUCUUCACGCUUGCACGCUCUUGAUGAUGUGCGAGUGGCUCAGGUUUGCACUAUAUUCUCCCUCCCUCGUCAAUUCGGCACUUACAACAGGGCCCUCGCUUAUAUCGAGUGGUUUACGCCAUUCAGACCUCCAGAUCCCCCCUCUCAAAUGCGACAGGUCUCCCGCUCGACACGCCAACUCCGCCGCAAUGCGGCAGUAAUCCAUGUCGACGAAAUGGUGCGACCGUGCCAUCUAAUACCAAAGAUGGGCCAUUCAGUGGAUGCGAGGUUGAGAAGUGGAAACGGAUAUGAGGUGGCGAGUGAUUUUUAUUUUAACGAGUUCAUUGACGGCGAGAUGUUUGGUGUGUCUGUCAUAAAUAGUUUGUAG